UUCCACCGGAUCUAGGGGGCGUAAGCAUCUGGGACUUGGCAACAGUGAUCUGAAUGUUUAGUUGCACGUUUUGUCUUACGACUUUAGCAGUUGGGUAACAAGAUCGUAGUAGGUAUGGCUGACGAAGAUUUCGAGCCUGACGAUGUUGGAGACGAUGAUUUUAAUGAAGUUGAGGACGAUGAAAAUCUCGAUGAAAUCGAUCAGAACGAGGAAAAUGUGGAUAUUAUGUCAGCCAGUGAGCAGCAACCUCAACAAAAUCAAAAGCGUAUCACUACACCAUAUAUGACAAAAUAUGAAAGGGCGAGGGUGUUAGGAACGAGAGCAUUACAGAUAGCGAUGUGUGCUCCAGUAAUGGUAGAGCUGGAAGGUGAAACAGAUCCAUUGCAGAUUGCUAUGAAGGAAUUAAAGGCUAGAAAAAUCCCUAUCAUCAUAAGAAGGUAUCUACCAGACGGCAGUUAUGAAGAUUGGGGUGUAGAUGAACUGAUUAUAACAGAAUAAAAAUCCAUUAGACUUUUAAAAAUGUCAAA
Messenger RNA from Centruroides sculpturatus (bark scorpion), 527 nucleotides. RefSeq names its product DNA-directed RNA polymerases I, II, and III subunit RPABC2-like (gene RpII18). The record is from RefSeq and is a predicted model, not a curated record. Gene Ontology annotation, cellular component: RNA polymerase III complex; nucleus; RNA polymerase I complex. The transcript has 5 exons. Bases 115 to 498 code for a protein of 127 amino acids. Lineage: Eukaryota; Metazoa; Arthropoda; Arachnida; Scorpiones; Buthidae. Gene Ontology annotation, biological process: DNA-templated transcription. Gene Ontology annotation, molecular function: DNA binding; DNA-directed RNA polymerase activity.